AUGGUUUUUUUUCCUUCCUUGUUGACUGCUCGUGGCUGUGGGAAAUCAGCUGCCCUUGUUUUAUCAAUUGCCGUUGCUAUUGCCGUGGGUGAAACCGGCUUAGGAUGGGACAAUGUCAAGAAUACUGUCGAUGCUCCGGAUGAGUGGUGGGAGCAAAAAAUCUUGAAGAAUCCCUUUUAUGAAAAAUUUAGACAUAAAGGGUUGAGGUUUGCAAGGGAAUUAACCUUCAUAUUUAGGGAUGUCCUGGCAACUGGGGAGACAUUGUUUGUGCCAUCUACUACCCAAACCCAAAUAGAGGAUGAUGAUGAUGAAGAUGUGUACCGCCCCACUGUUGACCUUCAAGAAGGAUUCAGUGAUAGUGAAGAGGAGUUAAAUUUAUCUGACACUGCAGCACCUACGGGGGUCACUGAUGAGUUGUUAGGCUUGAAUGUCACCACAAAUACCGAUAGAACUAGUGGUGAUGGAAGUCAAGGCAAGAGAAAGAGGGUUGUAGGAGGCAGUGGGAGGAAAAAGCAAAAAUUCCCUGCCUCAAUAAAAAUAGCAGAUGCGAUGAGUAAAAUAGCUAAGGAUAAUAGAGCUAGAACAGAGACAAUGAACAAGAUUUUGGCAAAUGACAUAGGAGUUUCUGAGGUUGUAACUCACCUAAAUGGACUUCUAGAAGUUUUUGGUGAUGAAGAUUUACAUUAG
Molecule: messenger RNA, 687 nt
Organism: Prosopis cineraria
Lineage: Eukaryota; Viridiplantae; Streptophyta; Magnoliopsida; Fabales; Fabaceae
Exons: 3
Coding region: 1-687 (228 amino acids)
Source: RefSeq, a predicted model, not a curated record